Penicillium malachiteum is the source of this 2997-nucleotide messenger RNA. RefSeq names its product transcription factor domain-containing protein. Lineage: Eukaryota; Fungi; Ascomycota; Eurotiomycetes; Eurotiales; Aspergillaceae. The record is from RefSeq and is a predicted model, not a curated record. Gene Ontology annotation, biological process: DNA-templated transcription; regulation of DNA-templated transcription. The transcript has 7 exons. The coding region runs from base 1 to 2997 and encodes 998 amino acids. Gene Ontology annotation, molecular function: zinc ion binding; DNA-binding transcription factor activity, RNA polymerase II-specific; DNA binding.
AUGCGACGCUCAGUUGGCAUAACCCCCGAUACCUCAAGUCUCUACUCCACUCAGAAAAUGCACCCCGUCGGAUCCACAGGUCCAACCGGGCUGCCACCGGUCGGGCGGAAAAGAAGUCAGAAGGCCUGUGACAUGUGUUACCGGAAAAAGACGAGAUGUGAAGUUGAGGGUCCUGGUAUGAUCUGUCUCCAAUGCAUUCGCCGUAGGACGAAAUGUGUGUUUCCUUCCCAGCAACAACAUGUCGUUCCACCGCAAGAAGAGAAGCAGGAACAAUUGCCAAGUAAUGAUCGGUACAUAGAGUCUUUAAAAACUCGUCUGGAGAGGGUAGAGUCUCUGCUUCUUGCGGCUGGUAUCUUACAUGAAAGUGACAUCACUCAAGAUACACUCUCAGACGACGAUGAUGGGAACACGUCUGAUGACCAAUGGAACACCAAUGAACGCCCAGGAUCAUCCUGUCGAACAUCGACUCAUUCUGAGUCCUCGGAAUAUUAUGAUGCUGAACAAUUCCCGGGGGUGGUGAUGUUGAGGCUACUCCGAUCUUCAAAUCUCAUGAAAGCGACGACUCCCGAUAUUUUGGUUUGUGUCCCUAUCCCCAAGAAAUGGCUUCCUAUCACGAGACGAUCAUGUUCUCUUUCCAUCUUAUCACGAGGUGGAAUCGACUGGAUCAAGAGAAAAACGGGCGAUGAUGGUUUCUUGAGCAUUCUAGCUCGUGAUUCGAUUCAUGAUGGCCCCUGGAACACAUGGCGGCCGGAUGUCUUUCAUGAUCUCUUCGCUUCUCAAGUGUAUAAACCUCUUCCGCCAAGGUCCGAGGUCUUUUCGCUUAUUAAGGACUUCUUUCGCACGACAAAUCGUAUGUUUCCAAUCUUCCAUGAAGGGUCUUUCAUGAGAAUGGUAGAGUGGCAGUAUACACAGCAGACCUGUGAUGAUUCCGCUCUGUGGGCCAGCAUCAAUAUGGUGAUAUGUCUGGCUUAUGAAUACCGGUUCUCGAACAACCUGAAACCCGAGAAAGACCGAGAAAAGGCCCGUUUCUACUUUAAAAACGCUGUAUCAGUCUUUACUGAGCUGGCAUUACGGCGCACUGAUUUACUCAGUGUUCAGGCUUUGAUCUGCAUGGGCUUCUUCCUUCGCGGAAAUGCUGGCACACAGGCUGCCCUGCCAUUCAUGACAGCAGCAAUGCGGUCUUGUCAGAGAAUGGGACUCCAUCGUAAUAUUAAUAGGCCUGAUUUAAGUCAUAUUCAGCAAGAGCAAAGACGACGCGUAUUCUGGAUUACAUUUGUAAUUGAUCAAAGUACAUGUUUGAGGGCUGGAAAUGCUCCGUCUCAACAUCCAGAAGACUUCGACGUUCCUCUUCCGCAAGAGACCGAAGAUGACAAUGACCCUGAAGUGUCUUCCAACAUUCCAUUCUUCUGCCAGUUUUGCCGUAUGUGCGUGAUCAAAAGUCGGAUAUACUGUCAAUUAUAUACCGCCAAGGCUUUGCAGAAGCCACCUCAAGAGCUCUAUAAAAGUGUGUCAGAACUUCAUACCGAACUCGAGACGUGGAAAAAGGACUACCCCUUUACCGACGUACCGUCAAUAAGAGGCGCCGAAAGUGACUUUUUAUUCGGAUUUGCAUCUAUUGCCCUUCAUUUCGUCUACUAUAACGCUUUGAUAAUGAUUCACCGAAUGCCCCUUCUCCUGAACUUUUUAAUUGCGUCCCGCGAAAACGAACCAGACGACAUGAAGUCUUACAGAAAAGCCCGUGCUUCGAAAUCAUCCGCCAUAUGUGCAAUGGCCGCGCGAAAUACACUUAAACUGGUCAACAACAUGCCCUGGGGAGACAUCUCCUGGCUCUGGUCUUUAUUAUACUAUGUCUUCCUGGCAUCGUCAACCCUUUUCUCCAGCAUUCUUCGGAAUACCCGCAGCGCAAGCGUGAAGGAAGAUCUCCAGACACUAAACAUGGCAGCAAAGUUUUUUGCUGCCCUCGUGUCAAAUGAUGAGGCAGCGAACUACUCAGGCUUCAUGGCUCGUGUGACUGCGACGUUAGAACGAAUUGCAAGAAUAGCUGUCGAGAGAGAAGAGAAAAGGCCUCGCAGCUCGGAUGAUGAAGACGACGAGGUCAAGAUUCCAGGCUCAAAGAGACAAGCAUCUCGAAAUGUCCCAGCGUCUCACUCGAAAUUAUACCAACGUCGAUCUUCCGCAAAUCAACCAGCUUCAACGUCGUCUUAUCCGACAAGACCACCACAUCAUUCUCAUACAGCCGCACCCUCUUCCAAGACCACGCCAUUAACUACCGCUCCUUCAAACAUGGCAGAAGCCAGCGGUUUCCCCGAAACGAUAGAAGGAUUUCCACGCAUCAACUCAUCCGGCUACGUCGUUCCAGUCUGUGAAGAUCACCCAAAACACUUCUCUCCGCCCAUCAGCGCAAGGCCUCCGACCCAGCACACUCCCCAAGGACCUCCAGUCACACAGCAGACAGGUCUCGGGCUGAGCAAUCUAAACGGAGCAAACUUAAACUUGAACACCAUGUCGGACUACGCAUCAACAGGAACCACAUUCCCAUCAUGGCAACUCCGCGAAGACCAUACACAAACAUCAUCCCCACACGAUAACAUUCAAAGUCCCUUUUCCGCAACCAGCAGUGGUGCGGGGAACACCAUGUUCCCAGAUUCAUGGCAAGUGCCCUUAACAGCAGACUGGCAAUUCGGCGACGAACUAGCAUGGGCAGGUCUUUUCCGGGGAGAGAAUCUCCAAGCUCCUUUGAUGCCUAUUCUAAAUGCCGAAUCUUUCCUAAACGGACCUUUCGCUUCACAACCAGAGUCUGGUCUUGAUAAUGAAACUGCACAGCCCGGUGGCAAUGAUGGAAAUGGUUACUUGGGGUUUGCGUCUCAGCCCCUCGGAUAUAAUUUCAUGUCGGGUGCGCCACCACAAGGAGGACAGGGACAGGAUGAAAAUCAGGAGGGACAGGAGAUGGAUCCCACACAGGCGAUGUUCUCGAAUGCGUUUAUGGGGAUGUUUUGA